Molecule: messenger RNA, 902 nt
Organism: Anopheles stephensi (Asian malaria mosquito)
Lineage: Eukaryota; Metazoa; Arthropoda; Insecta; Diptera; Culicidae
Product: spindle and kinetochore-associated protein 1-like
Exons: 3
Coding region: 53-871 (272 amino acids)
Biological process (GO): chromosome segregation; mitotic cell cycle; cell division
Cellular component (GO): mitotic spindle; spindle microtubule; outer kinetochore
Molecular function (GO): microtubule binding
Source: RefSeq, a predicted model, not a curated record
AUACAAUUUCGAACACAAACAAACGGUGCGGUGCAGAAGGCAAGCGAACGAAAUGGACCAAUCGCUAGAAAACAUUUUUCAGAAACAGCUAGACACUAUGCAACGUAUUGAGCUGUUUCUAAACAUUUAUAAAUGUAAGGCGUUCGUAGCGGACGACUUGCGAGCUCUGAAAGAAGAAGCUAGCAGUGCUGCCGAGAAGCUAAAGUGCACCAAAGAAUAUCUCGAAAUCGAUCGCAAAGAUGUGUGUUCCCAGUUUAUGGAAAUAAUGCAGAAAAUGCGACGCAAUGAGCUGCUUAUGCUUCACCUACUGGAGGUAGGAACACUCGUUGAACAGAAUGAAAAUGCUAAACCUGCCGCCCAAUCUUCUAGCUCGAAACAACAGAUGCCACUGAAGGAGCUGCAAAACGAAUCGAAUCCCUCCAAAAUGCAUCUCCUGGAUUAUUCUAAAUCUCCAUUCGCGUUACGUUCGAAGCCAAGGAACUUCCACUUCUAUGACUUUGAUGCGGAAAUCAAGGAGGAACAGUUUGAAACGAUUCCCAAGUAUUUGAAGGGACGGAUGCAACUGUCCGAACUAAAACAGUUUCUCGAGAAUGAGGUCAUCAAAUGUUUCGAGGAAAAAUACACACUCAUGUACAAGCACCGCAAGGUUAUCGUGAAUCAGCACGAUCUCAACCUAUGGAAAGAGUACAACAGCCAACAAGCCAAUUUUCCCGAUGACAAAUUCAUCACGCAAGACGAUUUGUCUCGCAAAUCUGGCAAAGUAGUGGACAAGAAGAGCUAUGCAAAGCUGCAGAUGCUUCGACAUCUUCACAUUCUGCGAGAGGUGCGCUCGGAAGGGACGAUAUACUUCCUUUGGAUUUACAGCAAAUAAAACCCCGCUCUGCUGGCUACAGAUAUAUUGA